Cuscuta europaea is the source of this 1959-nucleotide messenger RNA. The record is from the annotation of a GenBank genome assembly. Lineage: Eukaryota; Viridiplantae; Streptophyta; Magnoliopsida; Solanales; Convolvulaceae.
GUGAGCAACAAUGAAACGGUCAUACCUAAGCAGCUCCAGCAUGCUUAUAAAUACCACUACAAUAAGGUAAGGUAAGCUAAUUUAAGCACACCACCCGGUUAAAUUAAUUAACAAACUACUCUUUCUUAAUUAUCUUUUCUUUAAUUUCUUCGAAACAUACGUAGUACAGCUACAAUGGGGUGCUUGUUUCCACCCAGGUUGUCAGUCCGGAUGUGUAAGCCGGAGUUGGUGACGCCCAAAACGCCAACGCCACGACAGAAGAAGCCGCUCUCUGACAUCGAUGACCAAGCCAGCCUCCGCUACCAAAUGCCGGGCCUGUGGUUUUACCAGCCCAAGACGGCGGCAUCUAAACUCGGGAACGGCGACGACGAUGAUCCGGCUAGCCUCAUUAAGGAUGGUUUGGCGAAGGCCUUGGUGUAUUUCUACCCGCUGGCCGGCAGGCUCUUCGAGGGGCCGAACAGGAAGCUGAGCGUUGACUGCAACGGCGAGGGAGUGCUGUUUGUGAGGGCGGAGGCCAACCUUCCCCUCCGCAAGCUGGGCCGUUUUGUGCAGUCGCCGUCCCCCUAUCUCCGCAAGCUUCUGCACCACGUUCCUGGCUCCGAUGGUAUCACUGGCGCCCCUCUACUCCUUAUUCAGGUGACGCGUUUCACUUGCGGCGGCUUUGCGCUUGGCGUCCGGUUCAACCACACCAUGGUGGACGGCUAUGGGCUCGCCCUCUUCUUAAAGACGGUCUGCGAAUUAGCCACCGGCGCUCUAGAGCCCUCUGUUUUGCCGGUGUGGGAGAGAGAGCUGCUAACCGCCGCUGCUGCUGAUUCAUCAGCGACGACGACGACCCAGCACGCCGUGGCGCCCACUAAUUCAAAAAUGCGGUUCAAGAUGCUCGACAUGGAGUGGUGGGCCAGUGUGAUGGUGGACUUCGAAAAAAUGGCAGCCCGGCCCCGUUUCUUCUUCUUCCCCGCCGUUCUGAAGCCCAUUCUGACUCAACGCUCAUUCACCCUCACUCCACAAGACAUCCAGGCCAUGAAAGACCAAGUUCUGGAGGAAGGCUUCGGCAAGUGCUCCACGUUUGAGGUGAUCUGCGCGUCUUUGUGGAGAUGUCGCACUGUCGGGCUGCAGCUGCACCCCGACACUACGGUCACCGUGACCUUCCCGAGCGACAUCCGGGGAAGGUCAUCGGUGACCGGUCUGACGCUUCCUCGUGGGUACUAUGGAAACGGCAUCGUGAUGCUGUCCGCCGCCGCCAACGCCAAGGUGUUGUGCGAGAGCCCUCUCUCUUACGCCAUCCAGUUGAUCAGAGAAGCCAAGGAGAAACUGACUCUCGACUACGUCAAGUCAGUACUUAAUUUCAUGGUGGUCAACGGUCGUCCGAGGAUGCCGGUGGCGAGAAACUUGCUUGUGUCGGACAUAUCGAGAAUUGGUUUGGAGAAAGUCGACUUUGGAUGGGGUAACGCCAUCUACGCCGGUGGCGCCAUGGCCGCUUAUGGGGCCACUUUCCUAGAGCGUCCAGCGAGCACCGCAAGUGUGGAGAGCAGUGUUUUGGUGCCCAUUGCUUUGCCUUACAUUUCUAUGCUGAUUUUCAACCGUGAGUUCAAGAAGCUGGCUAUGUCCGCAUCUAAUAAGCCUGUUACGCCUGGCUCAUGAAAAUUCAAUUUGUCAAAUAUUCAUUCAUGACAGUUACGUACUACCCAGUAUAUUGGUUUCGUAAUAGAAUUGAUUAAGUUCUAAUUUGAGAACAAAAAUCCAUAUUGGUGAAAUUAAUUAGUCUUUAAUUAUUUUGCUCUGAUGUGAGCAACUUCUCUUAAAAUGGUUAAGAAAGUGAGACAUGUUUCUUUACUAAAGAAACUUCUUAACCAAGUAUUCCGUAGUGUACAUGUUACAAAAGAAAAAUCGGUCACUAACUUUGUAUACAUGCAUGUUAUUUGAAUGUUUACGUUGUCGUGUAUGUAUAUUAUCCAUCCG